Molecule: messenger RNA, 4209 nt
Organism: Harmonia axyridis
Lineage: Eukaryota; Metazoa; Arthropoda; Insecta; Coleoptera; Coccinellidae
Gene: glu
Product: structural maintenance of chromosomes protein 4
Exons: 18
Coding region: 152-4168 (1338 amino acids)
Biological process (GO): mitotic chromosome condensation
Cellular component (GO): chromosome
Molecular function (GO): ATP hydrolysis activity; protein binding; ATP binding
Source: RefSeq, a predicted model, not a curated record
AAUUUUCAAAUUUAACGAACAUAAAAAGAUGUAACCUAUUGUUUAUAAGUUUGUAUAUUUUACAUAUGAUAUAUGAUGCUUUGAUGCUUUCUUAUAAAGAAUUGUAUGCUUCAUAUUAGUUUCAUCAGAUUUUGGUUUUUAUAUAAUAAAUAUGGAUCCACCUUCAAAUAAAAGAAGGAAAAGUACAGCUCCAAAUAAUUCAAUGGAAGAAGACGAUGAUGUAAAUAUUUCAGAUGAUGAAGGCACAAGAAUAGAUGGAAUUUACAUUCCACCCCCUACAAAACCAGUCUGUUCCUUUGAUCCUAAUGGGCCUCGCUUAAUUAUAAAAAAAAUUGUAAAUAAUUAUUUUAAAAGUUAUGCAGAUGAACAAACACUAGGUCCAUUCCAUAAAUGUUUCAAUGCAAUUGUUGGACCCAAUGGUAGUGGUAAAAGCAAUGUUAUUGACUCCAUGUUAUUUGUGUUUGGCUAUAGAGCUACAAAGAUUCGCUGCAAAAAAGUAUCAGUUUUACUUCAUAAUUCUGAAAAUCAUCCAAAUGUUCAGUCUGCCACAGUUGAAGUGCAUUUUGCUCAAAUUAUUGACAAGGAGGGUGACGAAUAUGAUAUAGUUCCUGGGAGCGAAUUUGUGGUUUCUAGAACUGCUAUGAAAGAUAAUUCUUCUUAUUAUACAUUAAAUGGAUCUAGGGUACACUUCAAAGAAGUUGCAAUAUUGUUGAAAAAACAUGGAAUUGAUUUAGAUCAUAAUAGAUUCCUCAUUCUACAGGGUGAAGUAGAACAAAUUGCAAUGAUGAAAUGUAAGGCUGAUAAUCCAAGUGAACCUGGUAUGUUAGAAUACUUAGAAGAUAUUAUUGGAACAUCUAGAUAUAUUAAGCCUCUACAACAGUUGAAUGAAAGAGUAGAAACAUUAACUGAUGCUAGAUCAGAAAAAGUUAAUAGAUUGAAACUAGUUCAAAAAGAAAUGGAAGAAUUACAAGGACCAAUGGAAGCAGCCGUUGAUUAUUUGAAAACAGAAAAUAUUGUGACUUCAUGCAAGAAUGUUUUAUACCAAAAAAAUAUAUUCGAUAUGGAAAAUGAACUGAAAGGAUCAGAGGAAGACAAAACUGAAGUUCAAACUGCCAAGGAUGAACUUUCUGAGAGAAUUGAAAAUACAAAAAAGCUCAAAAAAGAAAAGGAAGAAAAGUUGAAUAAACAGUCAGAAAAGUAUCAAUCACUUCAAAAAAAGAAAAACAUGUUGAAAGACGCUUUUGAGAAAGCUAAUAACAGAGAUGUUGAGUUGCAAGCUGAGAUGGUGCAAGUGAAUAAAAACCGCAAAAAAACAGCGGAACUGUUAGCUGAGGAAAGAAAAAAGUUACUACAAUAUGAAAAAACACCAGAAGAAAGUGAAAGGGAUAUAGAAGCUUGUUUGAAAAAAGAGGAAGAAUUAAUGCGCAAGAAAAGUGUACUAGAUGCAGAAAAAACAAAGCUAUUGAAUAGCAUUAAAACAGAAACAAAACCCUUGCAAGAAAAAAAAGAACUUCUAGAAAAUGAAUUGUUAGAAUUGAAGAGGAAUGUAGAUGAAACCAAGUCAGCGUAUGCCAUAGCUGAAUCGGAACUGAAACUUUGUAUGACCAAUGAGGAGAAUGAGAAAAAUAAAUACGAAUCCUUGAAAUCAAGUUAUGAAAAUGCCGAUUCCCUCAUUAAACAAAGACAUAAGGACCUUGUUGCCCUCAAAACUAAAAUUCCCUUGACAGAAAAAUCUCUGAAGGAGGCUACAUCUGAAUUGAAUCUAGUUAUUGCGGAGGAAUCAAAGAUCAGAAUUGAAAUAAAUAAAAAACGAGCCCAUUUAGAAGAAUCCCGGUCUUCUAUGCAAGCAUCUAAAUCAAAGACCAGAGUUUUAGAUUCUUUGAUGAAACAAAAGGCAGAAGGGAAUUGUCCUGGAUUAUUUGGAAGAUUGGGUGAUCUUGGAGCUAUUGAUCAAAAAUACGAUGUUGCCAUUUCAACAGCUUGUGGUCCAUUAGAUAAUAUAGUUGUAGAUACUGUUUCAACUGCACAAUGGUGUAUAGAGUUUUUAAAACAAUAUGAUAUUGGUAGGGCAACUUUCAUAGCUCUUGAAAAGCAGGAACAUUUACGUCAAUAUGCUACUUCUAGAAUUCAAACACCUGAAAAUGUUCCACGUUUGUAUGACCUUGUUCGAGUUCAGGAUGAUCGAGUCAGGACAGCAUUUUAUUAUUCUUUGAGAGAUACUUUAGUAGCUAAUGAUUUAGAUCAAGCAUCAAGAAUUGCAUAUGGGUCCAAAAGAUAUAGAGUUGUCACUUUGAAAGGAGAUCUUAUAGAAACUACUGGUACCAUGAGUGGUGGAGGUAGGACAGUACUAAGAGGUAGGAUGGGUCAAUCUGUUGCUGUAUCUACAACUAGCCAAACGGAUCUGGAUGAAGUGGAAAGGGAAUUAAAAGCAGCUGAAGAUCGUUUUAGAUACCUCAGAGAACGUCAAGCUGCUUUAGAUAAUCAAAUUAAUGCUUUGGAACCUGAACUAAAACAAAUGAAGAUGGACUAUGAGAAAUUCAGUUUAGAAGUCAAAUCACUUACCCAACAAUUGCCUCUUCUGCUCAAACAGCUCAAAACUCAAGAAGCUAAAGCUCUAGCCACAAAAUCUGACGAAGCUCAGGUUAAAAAAUUAACUGGAAUAAUAAAAGCAAGAAAGAUAGAAUAUGACGCAGCUGUUGAAGUGGCUGGAAAGCUGCAAGUACAAGUUGAUAAACUGACUAGCGAGAUAAAAGACAAGACCAUUGGAAAAAUGAAGAAAAUGGAUAAAUCCAUUAAUGAAGUUGUAGACUCAAUAAAUAAGCUUAAAGUAGAAGUUAAUAAACUAAAAGUGGCAAUCAAAACUGCUGAAAGAAAUGCAAAAAAAUCAACAGAAAAAAUUUCUAUUAUGGAACAAGAUAUUUCAAACUGUGAAAACAGACUUAAAGAAAUGAAAGUGCUAAGGGAAGAAAUCGAAGUUGAUGGUGCAAAAUUACUCAAGUGUUUAGAAGAAGUAGAAACAGAACUUAAUAGUGGAGAUGAUGAAUUUGGAGGAUUGAAGGAUGAAGUUGAUAAGCUAAAGACAAUAUUGAAUAAAUUGAAAUCUGAAGAAGUGGAUGUUGAUCAGAGGUUGAAGACAAUAAAUGAAAAAAUAUAUGCUAUUAAUGGAACAAUGCACCAGUGGCAUGUUAAGGUUUCCCAAUUGAAACUUCAAGAAAUACCAGAAAUAGCUUUGGAAGAACUGAAAAAAUAUACUAAAGAAGAACUAGAUGAAAAAAAUAUGGAAACAAUUGAGAGAGAACUCAGAUUAGCUGAGAAUAAACUGAAAUCUGAAAAACCUAAUCUUGGAGUUAUUCAGGAAUAUAGAAAGAUGCAGGACAGAUAUAUGGAAAGAGCCAAAGAACUAGAUGAAAUUUCACAGAAACGGCAAGAGAUGAAAAAUGUAUUUGAUAAUCUGAGAGAGCAAAGGAAAAAAGAAUUUUUAACAGGAUUCAAAACUAUUCGCAUGAAGCUCAAGGAGAUGUAUCAAAUGAUCACUCUUGGAGGAGAUGCAGAUUUUGAAUUGGUUGACACAUUUGAUCCGUUCACUGAAGGAAUACAGUUCAAUGUAAGGCCACCAAAAAAGUCGUGGAAAAAAAUUUCAAAUUUAUCAGGUGGGGAGAAAACAUUGUCAUCUUUGGCUCUUGUAUUUGCUCUUCAUUAUUAUAAGCCAUCUCCGUUAUAUGUCAUGGAUGAAAUUGAUGCCGCCUUAGAUUUCAAGAAUGUUUCUAUUGUGGGGCAUUACAUCAAGGAUCGUACUAAGAAUGCUCAAUUCAUAAUCAUUUCCUUGAGAUCUCAAAUGUUUGAGCUAUGUGAUCAUUUGGUUGGUAUUUAUAAAACAUACAAUUGUACAAAGAGUAUUGCAAUUGACCCUAGAAUUUAUGACAAAGAAGAAGAAGAUCAGGUUGUUCCAACUCAGUCAACACAACAACGAAUACAACCUAGUCAGGAAAAAAUGAUUUCCUCUGAAAAUGGUAUGAAUGUUAAUACACAGAAUGAAGCACAACAACCAACACAAGAAUCUGAUCUUUCUAUUGAAGAUGAGCGAAUGGAUACAAGUAUAGGCUCUGAAAAUUCUGGUACAUCUCAAAGAAUAAUAGACGAUUCUUUUGAAACUAUGGAUAAUGAAUGAUCUUAAUAUUUUUGGUUUUAUUAAAUUUUUAUUUUUAAGAA